Puccinia triticina is the source of this 999-nucleotide messenger RNA. RefSeq lists its product as uncharacterized. The coding region runs from base 1 to 999 and encodes 332 amino acids. NCBI's taxonomy places the organism in Eukaryota, Fungi, Basidiomycota, Pucciniomycetes, Pucciniales, Pucciniaceae. The record is from RefSeq and is a predicted model, not a curated record. The transcript is spliced from 2 exons.
AUGACAGAGGAUGAAGCAGCCACACAAGCUGCACUGCUUGAGUCGUACGCGAUCCCUCGAACUUCUCGAGCUGGAAGUCGACAUCGGAUGCCAGUACCAUUUUGGCUUUCCCGAUGGGCUCUGCCAUUUAGAUUUUCUCGAUGGGCUCUACCAUUUAGGUUUUCCCCAUGGGCUCGCUUGAGAGUCACACCCAGAAGAAGAGGAGCGUUUCGAGCCCCUCCUGCAGCCUCUGCUCCCUCACCUCCUCCCUCACCUCCUCCUGAAAUACCAGAUGAAUUUGACCCAGAUUCAGUUCUGUUUGAAGAGCCUACAGGCUAUCAAGGGUUCCACAAUCCAACUCAAUCUCCACCACAAUUUGGAGGCCCUUUUGAAGGAGCAGGGCAACCUAACUAUCAAGGGUUCCAUGGAACUCCGCCACAAUUUCGAGACCCUUUUGAAGGAGCAGGGCCACUUCACCAUGCAGAUUACUUUGGAGGCUAUUCACCAGCACCCAGUCAGGGCCAUCAUCCAUCUUCCUUAGCCGAACUCUACAACGGAACUUUUGAUGAAGAAGAAGCAUUGGCAUUCGCAAGGGAGUUGUCGUUGGAAGCGGGUUCCCAGCCUGGUGGCUAUUCCGCUUGGAACCCAAUCAGUUGGGUGGCUCACCGGCUUUCCUUGUGGAUAGAUUGGUUGUUCGGAUCGUCAGAUGAUGAGAUGUCAGAUUCCGAGGCAAGAGAGCUAGCCCAGCGCGGCGAUCAAAGAGAGAUAAACCAGUCCGGAUGUCCAAGAGGAUCAGCCCAGUGCGGAUAUCAAGGAGGAAUCAGCCAGUACGAAUCUCAAAGAGGAAUGACCCAGUAUCAACCAGCUGGUCACGUGGGUGCGAUUCGGAUUAAAAGUACAUUGCUCUCAAAGGCUCCGGUGCCGUUGAUUAAGCUCAUCUCGUCGCCUCAACUCUUAAGCCAGUUCCCUACCCAGUUAUUGGUCAAAGUUCCAUGCAUUGAGCAAAAUUAUAAACUUUGA